UAACUACUAAUUGCAUCAGAACAAUGAAAUGCAGUAUAAUGUAAUUUAAUUAUACUACUAAAAAAAAUGAAGAUGCAAUGGAAGUUAAAGUUUUAUAAAAGUAGUUAAUGAUGGGAGUUUCAUGAGAACAAUCCAAAAGCUACUUGUAUUUUACUUCCCCAAAAAGUUGUAACCUUUCUAACUUUCUCAGCUAUCUUCUUAGCACUAAAAAAGAGGAAGAAGCUGCUGAUAGAGAAAUGAGAGAAUGAGAUAUGGGUACAAGAAUUUGAAAGCAUGCUUUGUCGGCCAUUAAAGCUUCAACCAAGAGCUCUCAUCCAUUCUUUGAAUUUCCCUUAGAUUUUUCUCCAUAAUUUUUCUAAAGACCCUGAUUUUGUUUUUCAAUUUUACCCAUUAAACUUUUUUUUUUUGGGUGGGAUCACAGAAAAAAAACCCCUCAUUCAUUGCAUUUUGAGUGUUAUAGCUUCAAAAAGGCCAUCAUUCACCUUGGAAAAUGAAGUAACCUUAUACUUUUACAUUUUUUUUUCACUUUUUCAGCUCUAAUUUUGCCUUUUUCUUAAAUGAUCCCCACAAAUCUUGGGGAAAGCUGAAUUGGGUAUGGUUUACAUGUUGUUUUUGAUAAUGGGUUAUUGUUAUAAUACUGUAUUUCCGCCUUAUAGAAGCUCUCAGGCAUGGUGGAGUUGUUGCCUCUCAUUUUUCUUCUUAACAAAUAAUGGCCUAAGAGGUAUGGCUAUUAUCUUUUCUUGAUCCUAUUUCAUUAGAAUUUUUUAGGGUUUAGUUUUGCAAUCAUAAGAACUGUUUAACAUUAAUCAUUUAUAGUUGUUUUUCCUGUUAGAUUUAUACCAAAUUAAGGGUUCUUAGAAUGCCAAUGCUUACUAAACCCCAUAAUUUUAGGGUAUGGCUAUUUCUCAUUAUCAAUGCCCUAGAAAUUUACCUGUCUUUAGGCUUAAAUCCUGAUGGGGUUUGUCUUUUAGAGCUGAAAAAUGGGUUUAAUGAUAGAUACAAUAACUUAAGGAAUUGGGAUGUUAAUGGUGAAACACCAUGUAAAUGGAGAGGUGUGACUUGUUCCAACAGUACUUACCAACCUGUUGUUCUGUCUCUUGAUUUGACAAUGAUGAAUCUUUCGGGUUCGUUAGGACCGAGCAUUGGCUGUUUAACCCACCUCAUUGUUCUUGAUGUUUCUUUCAAUUCUUUGAGUGGGGGUAUACCUUCUGAGCUCGGGAAUUGCUCGUCGUUAGAGUCGCUUUCGUUGAAUGACAAUCAGUUUGAAGGUCCUAUUCCUGCUUCAUUGGGUAGUUUGGCUUCCUUGCAAUACCUUAAUUUGUGCAAUAACAAGUUGUCGGGUUCAAUUCCUGAAGAGUUUGGGAAUCUUUCGUCGUUGGUUGAAUUUGUGGCAUACACGAAUGGUAUCGGUGGCCCAUUGCCACGGUCGCUUGGGAAUCUCAAGCGGCUGCAGAAAUUUCGAGCUGGGCAAACUUCAAUCAACGGAAGUUUGCCUGCUGAGAUCGGAAAAUGUGAAAACUUGGAGUAUCUUGGACUGGCACAAAAUGAGCUUGUUGGGAAUAUACCUAAAGAGAUUGGGAUGCUUAUCAAAUUGACCGAAUUGAUUCUUUGGGGUAAUCAAUUGUCGGGUACUAUCCCGAUUGAGAUUGUGAAUUGUACUAAUCUCGAGACUCUUGCUUUAUACCAGAACAAUCUUGUUGGGGGGAUUCCUGCAGAAAUCGGGAAUCUUAAGUAUCUUAAAAGAUUAUACCUUUAUAGGAAUCAGCUAAACGGAACUAUUCCUAAAGAAAUUGGGAAUCUUUCUUUAGCUUUAGAGAUUGAUUUUUCCGAAAACUUUUUGGUCGGGAAAAUUCCAGCCGAGAUAGGCAAUAUCAAGAAUCUGUCGCUUCUUUAUCUUUUCCAGAAUCAGCUUACGGGUUCUAUACCCAUUGAGUUAAGUACCUUAAGAAACUUAACGAAGCUGGAUCUCUCGAUCAAUUAUCUCACGGGUCCUAUCCCGACUGGUUUUCAGUACUUAACUCGGAUGAUUCAACUGCAGCUCUUCAACAAUAAUUUAACCGGUAGCAUUCCUCGAGGGCUUGGCAUAUACAGCCCACUCUGGGUUGUUGAUUUUUCCGCUAAUAAGUUGACUGGAAGGAUUCCUCCAUUUCUUUGUCGUCACUCUAAUUUGAUAUUAUUGAAUCUCGAUUCAAAUAAGCUUUAUGGGAACAUCCCAGAUGGGGUCCUAAACUGCCCGUCGUUGGUGCAGCUUCGUUUGGUUGGAAAUAGGUUGACGGGAAGCUUUCCUACCGAAAUGUGCAAAUUGAAGAACCUGUCUGCUGUUGAGCUUGGGCAGAACAGGUUUAGUGGCCCCAUCCCCCCUGAAAUCGGAAAUUGUAAUAGGUUGCAACGGCUUGAUCUUGCCAACAAUAAUUUCGGUAUGGAAUUGCCGAAGGAGAUUGGUAAACUGUCACAGUUAGUGACGUUCAAUAUCUCUUCCAAUUUUCUCACAGGAAAAAUCCCGAUUGAUAUAAUCAAAUGUAAGAUGCUUCAGCGCCUUGACCUUAGUUUCAACCGCUUUGACGGUGUUCUGCCAGCUGAACUUGGAACCCUUUUGCAGCUUGAGCUUCUCAUGCUUUCGGAAAAUAAAUUUUCCAGAAACAUCCCUGCUGCAUUAGGAAAUCUCACUCGAUUGACCGAGCUGCAAAUGGGUGGAAACUCGUUUUCUGGUCCGAUACCAUCUUCUCUCGGAAAUCUUGCAGGAUUGCAGAUUGCUUUGAAUCUCAGCUAUAAUAAUCUCUCGGGUACAAUACCGUCAGAACUUGGAAAUCUUAUUCUUCUCGAAUAUCUAUACCUUGAUAAUAACCACUUAACUGGCAACAUUCCUAACACGUUUGGAAAUCUUUCGAGCUUAUUGGGUGUAAAUUUCUCGUAUAAUGAUUUAACGGGGCCUAUACCUUCGAUACCAUUGUUCCAAACCAUGGAAGCCAGCAGUUUUCUCGGAAAUAAAGGUCUUUGUGGCCAACCUCUUGCUGCAGCUUGCAACGACACAUCAACAUUUAAUUAUGUUCCGCCUCAAGCAAACGUUGAAUCUUCCCAGGGGAAAAUAAUCACGGUGAUUGCAGCUACUGUAGGCGGUAUUUCGCUCAUUUUUAUCGUUGUUAUAUUGUUCUACAUGUGGAGACCUGUUGUGGCGUCUGUCGAAGAAAAUGGCGAUGAUUCCUCGGUUUCAGAUAUAUACUUCCCUCCUAAGGAAGGUUUUACUUUCCACGAUCUCAUCGUGGCAACGAACAAUUUUCACGACAUUUACGUUAUUGGAAGUGGUGCAUGUGGGACGGUGUACAAAGCAGUAAUGCACACGGGUUUAACGAUUGCUGUCAAGAGACUGGAUUCUAACAGGGAGGGGAACAACAUCGAGAACAGUUUCCGGGCAGAGAUUUUAACUCUUGGAAAGAUUCGACACCGGAAUAUUGUGAAGCUAUACGGGUUUUGCCAUCACCAAGGUUCAAAUUUGCUGCUUUACGAGUACAUGUCGAGAGGCAGCUUGGGUGAAUUGCUUCAUGGACCUUCAUGUAGCUUAGAUUGGCCUACUCGAUUCUCAGUUGCACUCGGUGCUGCCCAAGGUCUAGCUUAUCUACACCAUGACUGCAAACCGAGGAUUAUUCAUCGUGAUAUUAAAUCCAACAAUAUUCUACUAGAUGAAAAGUUUGAAGCGCACGUCGGUGAUUUUGGGUUGGCUAAGGUUGUUGAUAUGCCUCAUUCAAAAUCAAUGUCUGCAGUUGCUGGGUCAUAUGGAUAUAUUGCCCCUGAAUAUGCAUACACAAUGAAGAUUACCGAAAAGUGCGACAUCUACAGCUACGGAGUAGUUCUUUUGGAAUUGUUAACAGGAAGAACCCCGGUACAACCACUAGACUUGGGAGGUGAUCUUGUUAAUUGGGUCAAAAACUACAUCCGGGCUAACUCAUUGACGCCUGGAUUGCUCGAUGCUCGGUUGAACCUACAAGACACAGGCACCGUUGAUCAUAUGAUAACUGUCAUGAAACUUGCUUUACUCUGCACAAACUUAUCCCCAUUUGAUCGCCCAUCAAUGAGGGACGUUGUGUUGAUGCUCAUUGAAUCUAAUCAAGUAGAUGGAAACUCCAAUGACUCCCCGUCUUUUCAUGAUAUACCUCUCAAGGAUAAUGCUGUCUAAUCGAGAAAGUACAAAAUGCAGGCUUUGUGGUUAACCAAAAUCGUAGUGUAUAGUCUAUUAUUUCUUUUUCGUUUUCGUAGCCCGCCAUUUUGUUGGGUAUGAUAUAGAAGUACUAAUUAUUACUUAGCUCUUGAUUAAGAUGAGCUUAUAGAGAAUUGUACUUUAGAAACAUAGUCUUCUGGCUGUGUUCAUAGAGCUUUUUAACUUUCAGAUAAUUUAUUGGUAGUAAAUAAAUAUUGUGGAUUUCUCUGUGCUUUGCCUAGUUAGACCUUCUCGAAGAGCGCCUUUGAUCUGAAGUAACUCAGAAGCUCUUCCUUUUUAUAUGUCGGCCAGAGGUGUUUAACUGGUUGGGUCACAUUUAAUGGGUUAAUAGUGGGCCGGGUCAAUAAUGGGCCUUGGUGUAAAGGACAUGGGACCAAAAUCUUCUAGCAGUAGCACCAAACGGACAGCAGCGAGCAGCCACAUUGAUCCAACAAAGCGCGGCAGCUCUAGCCUCUAGCAGCAUUAACAACAUUGAUCAGACGAAGCACAGCAGCCUUAGCAACUAUAACAUCAAUGCCCGAAUUCGCAUAGGACAUGGCUUGAGUUCUCGAUUAAAAACCCUAUUAAUAUUUGAUUGUGAAACAUAUGAUACUAAGAAUGGUAGUCGGGUUAGUUCAACUCACGUCUGAGAAUGGUAGUGGGGUUAGUUCAACACACAUGCAGACGAGAGUGUUCGGCCCAUCCUAUACUAAUAUUUUGAAUAAAUCGGAAAAUGCUCAACAAGUUGGUUCAAACAAACCUAAGAUUGAGAUUUAUGUGUUAAGUGGUGAAGGAUGAAACUGACAGACCAAAUUAACAAACUUAUCACAUUUCUGCUUAAAGUGGCGCACCAAAGCUCCUCAAAAGUCAAAAUCCACUUUUAGGAAAUUGGUCGAGUUUCCAAUUUUAGAUUAUGUUGAAUUUUAACAAGUCUAAAUAAUUCAGAACGAAAUCAAAGGAUAUCUUUUUUGAUUCAUGCAUAUUCAU
Molecule: messenger RNA, 5179 nt
Organism: Amaranthus tricolor (Joseph's coat)
Lineage: Eukaryota; Viridiplantae; Streptophyta; Magnoliopsida; Caryophyllales; Amaranthaceae
Product: probable leucine-rich repeat receptor-like protein kinase At5g63930
Exons: 2
Coding region: 860-4171 (1103 amino acids)
Biological process (GO): protein phosphorylation
Molecular function (GO): protein kinase activity; receptor serine/threonine kinase binding; ATP binding
Source: RefSeq, a predicted model, not a curated record